Messenger RNA from Acaromyces ingoldii, 2139 nucleotides. Its product is annotated as Six-hairpin glycosidase. NCBI's taxonomy places the organism in Eukaryota, Fungi, Basidiomycota, Exobasidiomycetes, Exobasidiales, Cryptobasidiaceae. The record is from RefSeq and is a predicted model, not a curated record. Gene Ontology annotation, molecular function: hydrolase activity, hydrolyzing O-glycosyl compounds. Gene Ontology annotation, biological process: carbohydrate metabolic process. The coding region runs from base 204 to 1961 and encodes 585 amino acids. The transcript has a single exon.
CAUCAAGGAACCUUCGACGGGCCGGACCAAGUCGAAUCGCUCGCGCACUUGCUCGCUCAGCUUCGCUCUCACUUCCGCUAAAAUUAGCGAGAGAGUACGCUGAGAGCCUCUUUCCUUCGCUUCUCUCCUACUUUUUCGGUCCUCCUGGUGUGCAUCUCAUUCUUCUGCUUGUCAUCCACAGGCGUAGAACAAUCGUUGGGAGCAUGAGGCCUUCUCUCUUUUCUGCUGCCGUUGUGCCAAUCGUCCAUCUCGCCGCAUCGGCGCAAGCACAGUCGUCGUCGAGCGCGACAGCAACGUCGACGUACCUGCCGCCCCCUGCUGCCUCUGGCACGGUCGCAUCGGCGGCGUCUGCCUCGCCCAACCCACAGUGGAGCCAGCUGCUGGGCAACUCGCUGUACUUUUACGACGUCCAGCGAGCGGGCAAACUUCCGGACAAUUUUCGUGUGUCGUGGCGCAACAACAGUGUUCUCAACGAUGGCAAAGACGUGGGGCUGGACCUCAGCGGCGGUUUCUUCGAUGCGGGCAACUUCAUCAAGGCCACCUUCCCUCUCUGCUGGACGAUCACGCAGCUCAGCUGGGCGGCCAUGAUGUUCGGUGGAGGCUACGAUGCCGCCAAUCAGACGUCGUACCUUGACGAAACACUCCGCGUGGGCCUCGACUGGUUACUUGAAGCUUCCUCCCAGCAGGACUCGCUUGUUGUCUUGAUCGGCAACGAGGGCGUCUAUUGGGGCGGCGAUCAAGACAUUCCCACCGAUCGCCCAUCGUAUAAGAUCACGAGGCAGAACCCGGGCACCGACGUUUUUGGCUCCUGUGCAAGUGCACUGACGAGCGCGAGCAUGCUCUAUGCUGGCACUGCCUUGCCGCUAGGACCCAACAGCAACGGAACCGCCGCCUCGCUGCGCAAUACAACCUACUCGCGUCUCCUCCUCAACCGCGGCCAAUCGCUCUUCAACCUUGCGCAGACGGCAACGCCGCAGCAGGUCUAUCAGGCAGCCGUUCCGCAGGUCAAGUGGGCAUAUCCCAGCACCGACUACGCCGAUGAGCUUGUUCUUUCUGCCACCUUUCUCGCCAUGGCGACGGGCAACAAGUCCUACAUCGACUACGCCCAGACGACGUAUACUGCAAGCCAUUUCCCCUUUUCCAACGGCGCUCUCAACUGGGACCAGCACACACCCGCGGCACCUGUCCUUCUCGCACAGGCUUCGCUGAUGGACGCAGGCCUCGACCUCAACACGACAAAGUACCAGUCCGAUGCCGAGUACUGGCUUGAUCUAAUUCUCAAUGGGCAGAUGAGCCAGACGUUUUCCACAAGCGGCGGCCUCUUCUGGUUCAAGGGCGACAGCGACUCGGCCAGCCUUAAUCCCUCACUCAAUGCUGCUUCCCUGGCCGUCACGUACCACGGCAUGGCCUCGUCAACGCAAAAGGGUCAAGGCUACCUCGACUGGGCCCUGUCCCAGCAGGACUAUGCGCUGGGCAAGAAUCCCAUGAAUGCAGUCUACUCCGUCGGGCUGCAUCCCAACUCCGCGCAAAAUCCGCAAUCGGCUCUCGCCAGUGGAGGGACAGAUGCGGCGAACAUCGACUCAUCUCCGCCCACCGAGCGCUGGGUGCUUUACGGCGGCCUUGUCGGCGGGCCCGACAAGCAAGACAACUACUACGAUCAGCGGAGCGACUACGAGCAAACGGAGGUGGCCAUCGACAGCAAUCCGCCCCUAAUGACGCUCAUCGCCUACCACAUUCAGAAUGGCGACGCAGACCCUUUCUACGUGUCCUUGACCCAACCUCGCGUCAUUCUCCCGUAUCCAAGCUCCGGGGGAGGCGGCGGCCUCAGCGGAGGCGCAAAGGCCGGAAUUGCAAUUGCCGUCAUUCUCGUCGUCAUCAUCAUCGUCGGUCUCCUCGGCUGGUGGCAGCGCGAAAGGCUCCGAACGUUCUGGCGCAGAAAGCGACUGGGCCUCAAGGCGUAAUACUCCGGUGCUCCACCCUCUCCUUCACCAUCACCAUCUGCACUCACGGUCGUUUGUUUGCCUCAUGGAUCUGUUUCACAUCGGACAUUUACUUCCUUGUAUUAUUGCUUUCCGUCACUUUAAUCUCCACAGAGUCUUCUUAGCCUCCUCUCUUCACCAACGGGGAUUCGUCAUCAGC